Stegastes partitus (bicolor damselfish) is the source of this 2070-nucleotide messenger RNA. RefSeq names its product BRISC and BRCA1 A complex member 1 (gene babam1). Gene Ontology annotation, biological process: positive regulation of DNA repair; mitotic G2 DNA damage checkpoint signaling; double-strand break repair. The coding region runs from base 145 to 1281 and encodes 378 amino acids. Gene Ontology annotation, cellular component: BRISC complex; nuclear body; BRCA1-A complex. The record is from RefSeq and is a predicted model, not a curated record. The transcript is spliced from 9 exons. NCBI's taxonomy places the organism in Eukaryota, Metazoa, Chordata, Actinopteri, Pomacentridae.
GUGUAUCGUUCCUGGUGAGGAAGUUGUCCGUUCAAAACAAACGUUAGCACGCCGCUGGAAGAUUUUUUUUGCAACUUUCAAUGAGUUUUUCUUUCGUUUAAAUCGUAGACGUGUCGUAAAUACCAGCCACCAUCCUGCGUAUCCAUGGAGACGCCAGAGCCGGGCCCAGCAGAUGGAGAGGAGCGUCUGGUGGAGCUGCGACCUCGGACACGCUCCAACCCUGAGGGUGCCGAGGACCGUCGCAGCAGCACCGGCAGCCUCGGAGGCAACAGCAACCCAAACAUACCCCAGCCCGCCGUGGGGAGUCGCGUGGAGGGAGAGGGCGAGGCCUCGACCAGCGACAGCCCUCCGAGCUCCACCACCACGACCGUGUCAGCAGCCACAGCUCAGACUGUAGCCCCCGCUGCUGCCGCAGGUGUUGCGGCUGCAGCCAGCACCUCAGUGCCGCUGUCCACUGUUGCUGUGGCGGCCAAAGAGCGGCCGAAGCCCACACAGCAGCAGCCUGCACUCACAGCAUCCGUCCCUCCACCAGCAGAGUACCAGCUCAGAGUUCCUCGUGUCAACUGCCCAGAGAAAGUGAUUAUCUGCUUAGAUCUUUCUGAAGAGAUGUCUUUGCCGAAGUUGGAGUCUUUUAAUGGAUCUAAAACAAAUGCUUUGAACAUAUCCCAGAAGAUGAUUGAGAUGUUUGUCAGAACAAAGCACAAGAUUGACAAACGGCAUGAGUUUGCUCUGGUUGUCGUCAACGAUGAUGCCCUGUGGCUGUCGGGCUUCACCUCUGAUCCCAGGGAGUUGUGCAGCUGUUUGUAUGACCUGGAGACCAAUGUGUGCGAGUCCUUCAACCUGGAAGAUCUCCUGAAUGUCAUUCGUCAGAAGAUCGACUUGCCCUCAAUGGAGAAUGUUCAGACCGUCCCACCUCCGUAUGUGGUCCGGACCGUACUCAUCUACAGCCGUCAUACAGGCCAGCUGCAGUUCAACCCUUCUGAGGCUGUUAGUAAGAUGCUGCAGUCUCCAUAUUUUUUCUUCGAUGUCGUCUACUUACACAACGGAGUAGACGAGCAGGGGGAUGAGACCAGCUGGAGGGACAACUACACCUCUUUCUGUAACCUGGACUCAAAGGGCAUGUGCUAUCGCUUUGAGGUGUCCCUCAGUGGACCUGCCAUUGAGCUGCACAACUGCAUGGCCAAACUUCUGGCUCAUCCUCUACAAAGACCUUUUCAAAGUCAUGCAUCGUACAGCCUGCUGGAGGGGGACGACCCCCAGGACAUUGAAGCAACGGUCUAAAAGAAGAUGCCCUUAAAAAGCUCCGCUCCUCUGUGAAGUCCACGCACACUGUAGUUUAUCAGAAAAGGGGCGGGGCUCUCCUCAAGUAGACAUUCUUACUGUGUUUUUCCAUUAACUGCUGUAGAGCAAAAGAUCAACGAUAUUUGGGAACACCAGGCGUCGUUCCAAAGAAAAAGAGGGUUAAAGUAAGUUACUAACCGCGCAGCCUUUGUGUUUCCAGAAGAGAGCAGAUGAGUCAGUGAUUAUUCGAAGCUGGGGGGGUAACACAAUGACCCAGCUGUGGCGGGAAAUUCGCUGAAGAAAGGCACAACGCUUUGCUACCCGUACUCCAUUAUCUGUAUUUUUUUCCUUCAACCUGUAGACCACACUGAUCUGUCUGUAAGUCUUAAAGGAGGAAAUCAAACAAACUACGAUACCUGUGACACGUCUCCAUAGCGACAAAGUAUUGAACUUUAAUGUACUGUAUCACAGACUUACAGCUUAUAUAAUAAUAACGCCUUUUUCUUUCGGUUAUCUUCCACCUUCGUUGCCUGUUUUGAUGUAUUUUCUAUUUUCUGAGGGGUUGUUUUUGUGUCAUUUUUGCGUUAUGUUUCACAGACAAUGGAAGAAUGUAGUGAUGUCAAUUGCCUGAUUUGUUUUUUUCCUCGACAGUGGCGUUGAUGGUUUGACUGUAAAAAAAAAAAGGCCCCUUGUACUGCUAGUCUAACUGCACUUGAAACACGUUGUACAGAUGAGCUUUUUGAAGCUGUUUCUGUUUAUUAAAAAAGGCAUGUUCAAUCGUACCUUUAA